Molecule: messenger RNA, 3492 nt
Organism: Vitis riparia (riverbank grape)
Lineage: Eukaryota; Viridiplantae; Streptophyta; Magnoliopsida; Vitales; Vitaceae
Product: putative disease resistance protein RGA4
Exons: 1
Coding region: 34-3492 (1152 amino acids)
Biological process (GO): defense response to other organism
Molecular function (GO): ADP binding; protein binding
Source: RefSeq, a predicted model, not a curated record
UCUUGGCUUUCUGCAACUUUGAGUUGUUCCGAAAUGGCUGAUCAAAUUCCAUUCGGUGUUGUGGAGCACAUUUUGAGCAAGUUGGGGUCCAAGGCGUUUCAAGAAAUUGGAUCCAUGUAUGGUGUUUCAAAGGAGAUGACCAAGCUCAAUGGGAAACUGGGCACCAUCAAGGCUGUGCUUUUGGAUGUUGAGGAGAAGCAGCAGCAGCAGAGCAAUCGUGCAGUCAAAGAUUGGGUCCGGAGGUUCAGAGGUGUUGUUUAUGACGCAGAUGACUUGCUGGAUGACUAUGCAACCCAUUAUCUUCAGCGAGGAGGAUUGGCAAGGCAGGUCAGUGACUUCUUCUCAUCUGAAAAUCAAGUUGCUUUUCGUUUAAACAUGAGUCAUAGACUCAAGGAUAUCAAAGAAAGGAUAGAUGAUAUUGCAAAAGAAAUCCCCAUGUUAAAUCUGACUCCACGGGACAUAGUAAUACACACACGGGAAGAGAAUAGUGGGAGAGAAACCCACUCAUUCUUGUUGCCGUCUGAAAUUGUAGGAAGAGAAGAAAACAAAGAGGAGAUAAUAAGGAAGCUGUCAUCUAACAAUGAAGAAAUUCUUUCCGUUGUUGCCAUUGUUGGCUUUGGGGGAUUGGGUAAGACCACCCUCACUCAAUUGGUAUACAAUGACCAAAGAGUAAAACAUUUUAAGCAUAAGACAUGGGUUUGCAUUUCUGAUGAUUCUGGUGAUGGUCUUGACGUCAAACUGUGGGUCAAAAAGAUUUUAAAAUCUAUGGGAGUUCGGAAUGUGGAGAGUCUGACCUUGAAUGGUUUGAAAGACAAGCUUCACGAAAAAAUAAGUCAAAAGAAGUACUUGUUAGUACUUGAUGAUGUUUGGAACGAAAAUCCGGGAAAAUGGUAUGAAGUGAAAAAAUUGUUGAUGGUUGGUGCUAAAGGUAGUAAAAUUAUAGUAACCACCCGAAAACUUAAUGUUGCAUCCAUUAUGGAAGAUAAGUCUCCCGUUAGUUUGAAAGGUCUAGGAGAAAAGGAGUCUUGGGCUUUAUUUUCAAAAUUUGCAUUUAGAGAACAGGAGAUUUUGGAGCCAGAAAUUGUAGAAAUUGGAGAAGAAAUUGCAAAAAUGUGCAAGGGAGUUCCUCUCGUUAUUAAGUCUUUAGCAAUGAUAUUGCAGUCUAAAAGAGAACCGGGGCAGUGGUCGUCUAUUAGAAACAAUAAAAAUUUGCUGUCACUUGGAGAUGAAAAUGAGAAUGUUCAAGGGGUGCUGAAAUUAAGUUAUGAUAAUUUGUCAACUCAUUUGAGACAAUGUUUUACAUAUUGUGCUUUAUUUCCAAAAGACUAUGAGAUUGAGAAAAAGUUGGUGGUACAACUAUGGAUAGCACAAGGUUAUAUUCAAUCUUCAAAUGAUAAUAAUAAGCAAUUAGAGGAUAUAGGGGAUCAAUAUUUUGAGGAAUUAUUGUCAAGGUCAUUGUUGGAGAAGGUGAGAACCAAUCCUUUUACUAAUACAUUAAUGUAUAAAAUGCAUGACCUUAUACAUGAUCUUGCACAAUCAAUUGUACGAUCUGAGAUCCUUAUUUUAAGAAGUGAUGUAAAUAACAUUCCAGAAGAAGUUCGUCAUGUAUCAUUGUUUGAAGAGGUAAAUCCUAUGAUAAAGGCUCUAAAGGGAAAACCCAUAAGGACCUUUCUAAACCUUGGUGAACAUUUUUUUAAGGAUAGUACAAUUGUAAAUUCCUUUUUUCCGAGUUUUAUGUGUUUACGUGCAUUGAGUUUAAGUCGUAUGGGUGUAGAGAAGGUGCCAAAGUGUUUAGGCAAAUUGAGUCAUUUAAGGUAUCUUGAUCUUUCCUACAAUGAUUUUAAGGUACUUCCAAAUGCUAUUACAAGGUUAAAGAAUUUGCAAACACUAAAACUCAUAAGGUGUUGGAGUUUAAAAAGAAUUUCAAAGAAUAUAGGAGAAUUGAUCAAUCUUAGACACUUGGAGAAUAGUGGAUGUGAUGACUUGACUCAUAUGCCACAUGUAAUCGGCAAGUUGACUUUACUUCAAAGUCUACCAUUGUUUGUGGUUGGGAAUGACAUAGGGUUAAGGAAUCACAAAAUUGGUAGCUUGAGUGAAUUGAAAGGCCUUAACCAACUAAGAGGAGGGUUAUGCAUAAGUAAUCUUCAAAACGUGAGGGAUGUUGAACUGGUAUCCAGGGGAGAAAUUUUGAAAGGAAAACAUCUUCAGUCCUUGAGAUUGCAAUGGAAUCGGUGGGGCCAAGAUGGGGGGUAUGAGGGUGAUAAGUCAGUGAUGGAAGGCCUUCAACCACACCAACACCUAAAGGAUAUCUUUAUAAAAGGUUAUGGAGGUACGGAGUUUCCAAGUUGGAUGAUGAAUGAUGGGUUGGGUUCCCUGUUUCCCUACCUAAUUAAAAUUGAAAUUUCGGGAUGUUCAAGAUGCAAAAUUCUGCCACCCUUUUCUCAACUCCCUUCUCUCAAGUCUUUGAAUCUUGAUGAUAUGAAAGAAGCGGUGGAGUUAAAGGAGGGUUCAUUAACAACGCCACUCUUCCCAUCUCUUGAAUCGCUCCAACUCUCUUACAUGCCAAAGUUGAAGGAAUUGUGGAGGAUGGACUUACUAGCAGAGGAAGGUCCUUCAUUUUCUCAUCUUUCGAAGUUAUAUAUUUAUGAAUGCUCUGGUUUGGCAUCCUUGGAACUUCAUUCUUCUCCUUCUCUUUCUCAAUUAGAGAUCAGAAAUUGCCAUAACUUGGCAUCCUUGGAACUGCCGUCAUCUCUUCGUCUUUCUCAAUUAGUGAUCAGAAAUUGCCCUAACUUGGCAUCCUUGGAACUGCAUUCUUCUCCUUGUCUUUCUCAAUUAGAGAUCAUCGAUUGCCAUAACUUGGCAUCCUUGGAACUGCAUUCUUCUCCUUCUCUUUCUGAAUUAGAGAUCAUCGAUUGCCAUAACUUGGCAUCCUUGGAACUGCAUUCUUCUCCUUCUCUUUCUGAAUUAGAGAUCAUAAAAUGCCCUAACUUGGCAUCCUUCAAUGCGGCAUCAUUACCUCGUCUUGAGGAACUAAGGCUGCGUGGAUUCAGAGCAGAGGUACUGAGGCAGUUCAUGUUUGUCUCUGCUUCUUCUUCAUUGAAGUCUCUGAGUAUAUGCGAGAUUGAUGAUAUGAUAUCUCUCCCAGAGGAGCCGCUUCAAUAUGUUUCCACUCUCGAAACUCUCUAUAUUGUUAAGUGCUCUGGUUUGGCAACAUUACUACACUGGAUGGGCAGCCUUUCCUCGCUUACGGAACUUCUUAUUUAUGACCGCUCUGAAUUGACAUCACUGCCAGAAGAGAUCUAUUCCCUUAAAAAACUGCAGACAUUUUAUUUCUGUAAUUAUCCACACCUAGAGGAAAGAUACAACAAGGAAACAGGUAAAGACCGGGACAAGAUUGCUCAUAUCCCAGAUGUUUGUUUCAACAGUGAUUCCUAUAUGCUAAUGAAGGUAGGUCCGAAAUCCCUAACCUUUCUUCCCAUUUUUAUUAUUUAA